Molecule: messenger RNA, 877 nt
Organism: Mya arenaria
Lineage: Eukaryota; Metazoa; Mollusca; Bivalvia; Myida; Myidae
Exons: 9
Coding region: 25-657 (210 amino acids)
Source: RefSeq, a predicted model, not a curated record
GCUUUUAGGUUGGAAAAGUCAGCCAUGUUGUUGACUAUACUUUUUGCAGCAAGUGUCUUUAUUUCAAACGGUGGCUGUUUGGACUGUUUCGACUGUCGCAACAUCCUCUCCCUCAGCGAGUGCGACAGGAUAACAACAUGUGGUAGCGGGGAGGUGUGCCAUGUGGAGCAGUAUAUCAGUGAAAGUGGUCUUGUUCUUUACAAUACUGGAUGUUUAUCAAACCUCCAAUGUCAGCCAAGUACAAAGGGUGGUCAACCUUCACACAAUACCAUAAGAAACGGCCACAAUGUCACCAUAUGUACAGAAUGCUGCAACCUGUCCUUCUGCAAUGACGCCGGGUGCGGACAAACUAGUUUAUCUAUGACGCAGCGUGGUCCAUACUGUUUUACAUGUGAGGGCAUCGAAUCCCCUGACGAAUGCAGGCGGGUGAAAAGAUGCCAGGUGGAUGAGCACUGUAUGCUGUAUUCCAAACCUCACAUCCAGGGUAUUCCUAGUCCUCCCUCUAUACCGGACUGUGUGACACAGAGUCGGCCUGCCAGGCACUUCGAGUCGUCAAUGAUCACACAGAAUGUCCAGCGUUCUGCUGUCCUGACGAUUUCUGCAACGAUAGAUGUGUCGAGAACACCACCACGACAGCCGCAUAUACGACAACUGUAAACACUGAACAAACAGGAUGCCCGCAAGAUCAUAUCUUUGACAGUGUUUCAUCGGCCUGUAUACAAAUUGUUGAAACAUCCAAGUUCACCUUUCAUGAGGCAAAGGCAUUUUGCCACAGUAUUGGAGACCGACUUGUUAUAAUUGAUUCCAAUGAAAAGUCAGUCUUCGUGACCUAUGUGAUUCUACAUCAAACAAAAGAACAACUUAGUGCCCAAAGAUA